Messenger RNA from Aphanomyces astaci, 974 nucleotides. RefSeq lists its product as hypothetical. Lineage: Eukaryota; Oomycota; Saprolegniomycetes; Saprolegniales; Verrucalvaceae. The coding region runs from base 17 to 823 and encodes 268 amino acids. The record is from RefSeq and is a predicted model, not a curated record. The transcript has a single exon.
CAAAGGACGAAGUUCCAUGGACACAACCGGACGGUGCCAGCAACUUGCGACGAUGGGAGGUCCGUUGCCGCUGAUUGAAGUGGGGAUGGCGUUUGCGGACUCGAAGGAAGCGCUGCACUAUGUCCAAGACUAUGCUCUCCAGUCAGGAAAGCAAGUGAAAGUCAUGGCCAAGAGUGGCGGCGGACACAAACGACUCAUCUGCUCGUGCACGACGUGCUCGUUUUUCGUGCAAAUGUACCAGCAGAAGAAAGCCGUGGACGAGUCCAAGGGUCGGCAAUGGUACAUUUCGUCAUGCGACUUGAACCACGCCAUGGACUGCCUCUCGGUUGCGAAACCCACGUGCCGGCAGCUCAUCGAAAUGCAGUCGUUGCAGCAUGCCGUUCAAGCCAACUCGAAAAUCUCGGCGAACGCGCUCAUCUCCGCGUUGCCGUCGUUGGACCUCAAGCGGCUCCAGCGCACGGUUUACCGCGCCAAGCGAGAAAUCUUGACGCGGGCGCCAGACGAUGGGACAUAUGAGCGGUUGAUGGACGCCUCUAUGUUCCCUCCGCAUGCCAAACAGGUUGUGAGUCCCGCCAUGGCGGCACCGACGUCCAAGAAACGAAAGGACGGGGACAAGGACUUGGUUGAAAUUGAGCGUGCACGACUGGAGAUCAAGCGGCGGAAAGAAGCGCGACUGGAAAGGGAGGCCCAAGUGAAUUAUCGCAUUCUCGUGGCCAAGGCGGAGGAGGCGGAGCUGGCGCUCAAGGUCGCGCGGGCCAAAGCAAGGCAGGUGCUGCUCAAUUCAGGGAUUUCCAUCGAGGAAGUGGAGCACGUGUUGCUCUAAUUUGCGAAUUUCAUGGGGGGGAUAAGAGAGAGAUCCAUUGGCCUGACCACUUUCUUCACGUUACCCAAUCGGUUGACACGGAAAUUGUAAGCAUAACGUUAUUAGUGGAACCUCUCGAGAUACCAGCACAGUUAAGCCAUGUGGACUCGAU